AUGAUCUUCAAAAAAAGGAACAUCAAAGACCAUGAACUCCAUCCUCGCCGCAUCGGACAACUUCGCGAGCGCAUCCAACAGCUGACCAGACACUCCACCAUACAAGGUCACGUCGAUGAGGGGCUUGUCUCCCCCUUCGUGAAAGCUCAAAACACCGUCAACAGCGAGUUCCACGUCUACAUCGCGGACGAGCGCACCAUCCUCGACCAGACACUGCUCCUGGGCGGGUUCGAGGGCCACGAGAUUCAGGCGACGGUGCGGGUUGCGCCCGAGUACCUGGACAUCCAGGCGGUGAAUCUGGUCACCUGGAACAUGGAUGUCGUGUAG
This is a messenger RNA of Aspergillus brunneoviolaceus CBS 621.78, 327 nucleotides long. RefSeq lists its product as uncharacterized. The coding region runs from base 1 to 327 and encodes 108 amino acids. The record is from RefSeq and is a predicted model, not a curated record. NCBI's taxonomy places the organism in Eukaryota, Fungi, Ascomycota, Eurotiomycetes, Eurotiales, Aspergillaceae. The transcript is spliced from 2 exons.